AUGCCGUCGAACCCUCCCUCUACAUCUCCACCGAAAUCACCAUCUGCGCAUUCAAAAGGGUUGCUUUCCUACCCUACCUUAAAGAAGUCUCUGUCAGGGGCCGGACUUGAAGGGCGACCUGUUCUCCCUCGAACUCGGAGCCGAUCUGAUACCUGGGCUCAGACCCCCACCGGCUUCCGACAUGAUGGUGACGCACAUCUUCCCAUAAGCACUCAUUGCUGGCAAUGUGGUGCUGCUCUGCUCUCCUCGACUGUCCCGUUUCAGGAUGAAGCUCCACCAUUAUCGUCCACUUCCCGCCUGUCUUUGCUUUCCCAACUGGGACCUAUUGAACCGCAAGUACUCCCAGUAUCUGCCAACAACGAUCCUGAUACGCCUGGAAAACCAGACAUCACACCUGGUCUUUCCCAAAACGACAAGCUCAUGCGGAUGAAAGAUGCUAUGCUUGAUGCAACAGACAUACCUGUCCUUGCUCUGUGGCAAGAUCAAAGUAUAGCCGUACCCAACAAAGCAGUGGCCCGGAUGAUGCGCUUCGAUACAGAUCCAGUCUCCGAUGACGCAGGUGAUGUUCUUUCUCGCUACAUCGUUUUCACGGAGGAUUUUGAUCGAGAAUUGGAACAACACGAAUGGCCAAUUGUGAAGCUUUGUCGGACUCAGCAACCCUUUAGCAGGCUCAGGAUUGGAAUCAUAGACUCUCAAGCGAGGCAAAAAGUCUUUGAGACUGUCGGCCGAUGCGUUUACGACGAGAAGACUGGAGACUUCCAAGCUGCCGUCUGUGCAUUCAAGGAUGUGACUUGGUACACAGAGUUGCUUAAGGCACAGAGCGAACAAAAUGAACAGAACGAACAGCAAUUCCAACUAAUAUGUGAAACAUUACCUCAAAUGCUAUGGACUACCACUCCAGGGGGACUUAUAGACUACUUUUCUCCCUCAUGGUACGAUUAUACAGGUCUGACCACGGAUCAAUCGAUCGGGAUGCCUGGGGAUCGGAUCCCGUGUCAUCCAGAUGAUCUGACUCAGUACCUCAAAGAGUGGGUUCAUUGCCUAAGAACAGGUCAUGAUUACGUGAUGGAAUUCCGUCUCAGAAACCAUGAUGGUGCAUGGCGCUGGAUGCAGUCCAGGGGCUCGCCAUUGCGGGAUAAAUCUGGGAAGAUCAUAAAAUGGUUCGGAUCCUAUACAGACAUCAAUGACCUGGUCGAAGCCCGUCAGGAAGCAAAGAAAACCCGAGAACAAUUCCUCAACGUGAUCAAACAUUCAAGGGUCACCAUUUGGGCGAUCGACCGGGAUUGUACUAUCACAUUCCUUGAAGGCGAGCUCAUGUGGCAGGAUCAAAGCCCAGAAUUUAUGAAAGAAGCCAUUGGGAAAAACGUCGUCCAGUACUUCGGCGAACACAAAGAGAAGAAGGAUAGGGAUAUAUUUGCGGAUUUGAUUCGGUCAAUUUUGGACGGUAGAGUCAAGGAGUGGAGCGAUGAGCACCAGGUAGACGAUAAGAAUCGAUGGUAUCGCACACAAUUUUCCCCGAUUCUAGGUAUGAAGAAGGGAGACAGCGGAGGAAGCGAUGAAAAAUACAUUGAUGGGCUGAUUGCAAUCAGCAUGGAUGUUACCGAACUCAAGGAAAGAGAUAACAAGCUACAGUCCCAGGGAACGGAGAAUAUCAGGUUGUCCACCGCUGAAAAUGCUGCCAAAGAGGCAAGCAAACUCAAGAGUCAGUUCUUGGCCAACAUGUCACACGAGAUCCGGACACCAAUAGCAGGGGUCAUCGGCAUGUCAGAGCUUCUCCUGGAUACAUAUCUUGACAAAGAGCAGCGAGAAUUUACUGAGAGCAUUCAACGAUCAGCGAAUGGUCUCUUGACCGUCAUCAACGACGUUUUGGAUCUCUCCAAAGUCGAGUCUGGGAGAUUGGACAUCGAAGAAAUCCCCUUUUCUCUGUCAGUCGUGGUUCAAGACGUAUGCAAAAUGCUGUCUUUUGCCGCGGAGAGAAGAAACAUCCACUUCGAAAGCGAUGUUCAAGGAGAUAUUGAGCAGGAUCUGGUAGUGAUGGGAGAUCCAGGCCGCGUACGGCAGAUACUCACCAACCUACUGACCAAUAGCAUCAAGUUCACGUCGGAGGGUUACGUCAAGUUGACGGUCGAAAGUCAAAAGGAGACGAGUGACUUGAUUGAGAUUCUCUUUACUGUGGAGGACACGGGGAUUGGAAUUGAAAAGGAAGUGCAGCAACGGCUCUUCAAACCUUUCAGUCAAGCCGAUUCCAGCACGGCUCGGAAUUUUGGAGGGACCGGGCUCGGAUUGACCAUCAGCAAAAAUCUCGUCGAGUUAAUGCAUGGCGAUAUCAACUUGAAAUCGGAGUUCGGCUUGGGUACAACAACCACAUUCUGGAUACCAUUCAACAAGCCGCGAUCUUCAACGCUUGGCUCGCCCCUUAGGGAUGCAAGACUUGUGCCAGAGAGCUUUCGUUGGGAUACCUCAAUACCCGGAUGCCUUUCUGACGCGCAAAGUGUUGAUGGAGGUCUCCAGCAAAACGUGGCUCCACCAGAUCAUCUCAAUAGUAGGACUGGCACUGGCUUAGGACCGAUGCAUCCUGGAGAAGAUCCAAACGAGGAAUCGGUCCAGCGGGAGAUCGACCGUGGGCAUGUUCAUGUUCUGGUCGUGGAGGACAAUGCUAUCAACCAACAGAUCGCUCUCAAGACAGUCAGAAAAUUCGGAUUCUCCGUGAACGCGGUGUGGAAUGGCAAGGAAGCUCUCGAUUAUCUGCUAGAAGCUCCCAGCACGACUCACCCAAAACCGGAUAUUAUCCUCAUGGACUGCCAGAUGCCCAUCCUCGACGGCUAUCGAACCACCCAUCUCAUCCGUCAUCAUAGCCCUUACUCAGCGAUUGCUAGCAUACGGACCCUUCCCAUAGUAGCUAUGACGGCCUCCGCUAUUCAAGGCGACAAGGAAAAGUGCACCCAAGCAGGCAUGGAUGACUACCUCGCCAAGCCUGUCAGAGGCAAGACGCUGGAAAAGAUGCUUCUUAAAUGGGCCGUCGAAGGCAAACGAAGAUCGCGCAUCCGAGAAGCGUUUCCAACCCCUCACAUCGACAAUGAUAGCAUCUGUACUGCGUCCAGCUCUGCCUCUACCAGUGAGCUAAUCGAUCCUUAUGAAAGUAGCGAGCAUGAUCAAAAACUUGCGGUCUCGAAAGACCCCAAAGCAACAGAUCCUGGAAAGAGCAAAAUCAUGAUGCAGCGUCUGGCCCCCAACGAACAAGCCAUCAUCCUUCGCGAUCAAAAACUCAUGGUAGCCAGCCAUCCCAACCCACGCCAGCUGAGCAUCUCCAUGCCUCCAACUCCCUCAUCAAUGCGAAUCAAGCCCCCAAUCCCUGCGCUUACUGUCGAGAAUGUGGCCCGUCUGAGUCGCGAAUUUGAGGUCAAUCCUUUCGAUCUCCUCACCUUUAAUACGGCCAAUGAUGAUGAAUCAGACAGCGAUGGGUCGACUAGUCGGGUCACCUCGCCGGAGGAAGACGUCAAUCGAUUUGAGCCACGGAGGGAGUUAGUGCGCAAUGCGAGUAGUGAAAUCACGCUAAAAGCUCGCAAGAAGACGCAGUACAAGUAG
This is a messenger RNA of Letharia columbiana, 3585 nucleotides long. RefSeq lists its product as uncharacterized. NCBI's taxonomy places the organism in Eukaryota, Fungi, Ascomycota, Lecanoromycetes, Lecanorales, Parmeliaceae. Bases 1 to 3585 code for a protein of 1194 amino acids. The transcript has 7 exons. Gene Ontology annotation, biological process: phosphorylation; phosphorelay signal transduction system. The record is from RefSeq and is a predicted model, not a curated record. Gene Ontology annotation, molecular function: protein binding; phosphorelay sensor kinase activity.